Messenger RNA from Parnassius apollo (apollo), 1092 nucleotides. The record is from the annotation of a GenBank genome assembly. Lineage: Eukaryota; Metazoa; Arthropoda; Insecta; Lepidoptera; Papilionidae.
AUGGAUGAUGAAACCAGAAAACCCAUUUGCCUUAUAAUUUUAGGUAUGGCAGGUGCAGGAAAAACAUCGUUCACACGGCGUUUGGCUGGAAAAGUUGUAGAUGGUACACGGCCUUACCUAAUCAAUUUAGAUCCGGCCUGUAGAGAAGUACCAUAUCCGGCUAAUAUAGAUAUAAGAGAUACAGUGGACUACAAGGAGGUAAUGAAACAAUAUGGUCUGGGGCCUAAUGGGGGCAUUGUAACUGCUCUUAACUUAUUUUCAACUAAGUUUGGUCAAGUUGUGGAUCUAAUAGAGAAGGCUGGGCAAAAGCAUAAAUAUUGUGUAAUUGAUACUCCAGGACAAAUAGAAGUGUUCACAUGGUCAGCAUCUGGUACUAUUGUGACCGAAUCACUAGCCUCAUCAUGUCCCACUGUGGUGGUGUAUGUAAUGGAUACAGUUAGAAGUGUGUCACCUGUCACCUUCAUGUCAAACAUGUUGUAUGCAUGUUCCAUAUUAUAUAAGACACGGCUACCAUUUAUUGUUGUUAUGAAUAAGACCGAUGUAGUGGACAGUGCCUAUGCAGUAGAAUGGAUGCGAGACUUUGAAUCAUUCCAAGAUGCCUUAGAUGCUGGAGUUGAUGGUGAAGGUGGUUCAUAUGCUGGGAAUCUCACCCGCUCAAUGGCUCUCGCGCUUGAUAACUUCUAUACAGACCUAAAGUGCUGUGGUGUUAGUGCUCAUACUGGAGAGGGUCUAGACGAUUUUUUCAAGCUAGUGGAUGAAGCAGCAGAAGAGUAUGAAAAAGAAUAUAAAGUCGAUUGGCUUAAGAUGAGGGCAGAGAAGUUAGAAAAGCAAAAACGCAAAGAAGAAGAGUUAAAACAAGGAGGAGACACUUCAGAUACAGUCAUAGACAAAAAGAAGUUAAUAGAGGAGGUCGUAGCUGGGAGGGAGAUAAGCGACGUGUACCUGAAGCAUCCGGCGAACGAGAGCUCGAGUGAUGAUGAGGGCACCGAGGCAGAUGUACCUGAACAUGAUGAUAAACCUGAAGAUGUUGCCAUGUUCCAAGAGUUUAUUAAAAAACAUGUCAAACCUAAUGACACUGGAAGUAAUACCUAA